This is a messenger RNA of Syzygium oleosum, 1202 nucleotides long. RefSeq lists its product as uncharacterized. The record is from RefSeq and is a predicted model, not a curated record. The transcript has 2 exons. Bases 279 to 962 code for a protein of 227 amino acids. Lineage: Eukaryota; Viridiplantae; Streptophyta; Magnoliopsida; Myrtales; Myrtaceae.
GCUCAUCCAGUCAGUUUCUCAGUUCCUUUUUGUGGGUUGGGAUGGAUGACCUCAAUUAAGGGCUGAAGUUUCUGGUUAUGGCAGAUCAAGUAGAAGUGGCAUUGUUGUAAUAUGUCGUCAAGAAUGAGGAGGAGGCUUGUGAAAGCUUGAACAUGCCCAGACAUCACCAGAACCUCUGAAAAUCCUCCGUUUAUCUAUCCCCCACAGAAAAUCCAAGGGCAUCAUAACCAAUUCACUCAAACACCAGAAGGUCCAGGAACAACCAACCACAAGAGGCCAUGGGAGAGAGAGAGAAGGAGAAGAACAAGAAGCACAAGAAGCAGAAGCACCAACACCCCAAUGACCAAACUCAGUCCACACCGACAAAAACAUCAGAUUUCUCAUUCAAGCCCAGUUCCGAAGUAAAGGGUCUCCGGUUCGGCAGCCAAUUCAUCGUGAAGUCGUUCACAAUCCGAAGAGCGAGGCCUCUUGAGCUCCUGAAAGUCCUGUCCUUUCCACCGACUAAUAAGGCUAACGACAGCAAAUUGCCUUUCCCUUCAACAACAGCCUAUUUGCCUACGAAUUUCACCAUACUCGCGCACCACGCGUGGCACACGCUGACACUCGGCCUCGGCACGAAAAAGUCGAAGGUGCUUGUGUUCGUGUUCGAAUCCGAGAGCUUGAAGUCCGCCGUGGACCGGAUGUGGCCGCCGGAGAUUCCUCUAGGGGAAGUGAACAAGAAGCUCAUCCGGGGCCUAAACGGGUGUGAGAUGGCCCGGUUCAAGUUCAGAAAAGGGUGCAUUACGUUCUAUGUUUAUGCGGUUCGUCGCGUGGGAAGCGUAGGAUUCGGUUGCGCUGAUGAUCUUAGGAUAAUUUUGCAGUCCGUGGUCGAGCUCAAGGACUUCUUGGAUCACACUGCUAUGUUGGCCAUGCCUAAUCAGAGGAGCAUCAGCUUUUGCCCUCCUGUCGCCAUGGCUCAUUAGCGGCUCUUGCUCAUCCGUGACCAAAAACCGCGAUUGCCUGUUAUUUUCAUCAUUCCGGGUGAUCAAUCUGUUCUCGUUCCCUAGAAUGUUUGAGCUGACUAUUUUUCUGAGGAUAGUGGUGUUGUAAUUUUGGGGGGAAUUGGUUUAUUCGUUUGGACAUCAUGCAUGCUUUUUGUUCUGCUCUUCUAGAUUUCGCAUAGUUGUGAAUUUAAUAUGACGAUUUUUGUUGUUGUUUGGGCA